Leopardus geoffroyi (Geoffroy's cat) is the source of this 11436-nucleotide messenger RNA. RefSeq names its product SH3 and PX domains 2A (gene SH3PXD2A). The transcript has 17 exons. Bases 467 to 3709 code for a protein of 1080 amino acids. Gene Ontology annotation, biological process: superoxide anion generation. NCBI's taxonomy places the organism in Eukaryota, Metazoa, Chordata, Mammalia, Carnivora, Felidae. The record is from RefSeq and is a predicted model, not a curated record. Gene Ontology annotation, molecular function: protein binding; phosphatidylinositol binding; superoxide-generating NADPH oxidase activator activity.
GGGGCCGGAGUGUUGGGUGGCCCCGGGACCCGAGAAGCGGGGCAAGAAGCGGGAGCCGGACCGGGAUGAGAAGGUGACGCCGCUGGAGGGCGCCACUCUCUUUGUGGGGGGGAAGAUGCUGGCCUACUGCGUGCAGGACGCCACGGUGGUGGAUGUGGAGAAGCGGAGGAACCCCUCCAAGCACUACGAAUGGCCCUUGAAAGGCAUUACUUCACCUGCAUCUGCAGUUGGGGCUGGGGCUGCAGACCUUCCCCGGAUGUUACGCCCAUCACAGAAGCCAGGUGUACAUCAUCAAUGUGACCUGGUCCGACUCCACAUCCCAGACCAUCUACCGGAGGUACAGCAAGUUCUUUGACCUGCAGGCUUUGGUGGUGAGUCACCUUGGAGAGACCAGGCCUGCAUGUUUGCCCUUAAGUACCUGACUAUCCCAUUGUCCUUAUCACUCUACCAAUGAGAUGAGUCAAAGAUGCAGCUUUUGGAUAAGUUUCCCAUUGAAGGUGGCCAGAAGGACCCCAAGCAGAGAAUCAUCCCCUUCCUUCCAGGCAAAAUCCUCUUCCGGAGAAGCCACAUCCGGGACGUAGCUGUGAAGAGGCUGAAGCCCAUCGACGAGUACUGCCGGGCACUUGUCCGACUGCCUCCCCACAUUUCACAGUGUGAUGAAGUCUUUCGGUUCUUUGAGGCCCGACCAGAGGAUGUCAACCCCCCAAAAGAGGACUAUGGCAGUUCCAAGAGGAAAUCAGUGUGGCUCUCCAGCUGGGCUGAGUCUCCCAAGAAGGACGUGACAGGUGCCGACACCAACACCGAGCCCAUGAUCCUGGAACAGUACGUGGUGGUGUCCAACUAUAAGAAGCAGGAGAACUCGGAGCUGAGCCUGCAGGCUGGGGAGGUGGUGGAUGUCAUCGAGAAGAACGAGAGCGGCUGGUGGUUUGUGAGCACCUCUGAGGAGCAGGGCUGGGUCCCUGCCACCUACCUGGAGGCCCAGAAUGGUACUCGGGAUGACUCAGACAUCAACACCUCCAAGACUGGGGAAGUGUCCAAGAGACGCAAGGCCCAUCUGCGGCGUCUGGAUCGCCGGUGGACCCUGGGCGGGAUGGUCAACAGGCAGCACAGCCGAGAGGAGAAGUACGUCACUGUACAGCCUUACACCAGCCAGAGCAAGGACGAGAUUGGCUUUGAGAAGGGCGUCACUGUGGAAGUGAUCCGGAAGAACUUGGAGGGCUGGUGGUACAUCAGGUACCUGGGCAAAGAGGGCUGGGCGCCAGCGUCCUACCUGAAGAAAGCCAAGGACGACCUGCCAGCACGCAAGAAGAAUCUGGCAGGCCCAGUGGAGAUCAUCGGGAACAUCAUGGAGAUCAGCAACCUGCUGAACAAGAAGGCGUCGGGGGAUAAGGAGACUCCACCGGCCGAAGGAGAGGGCCCUGAGGUCCCCAUCGCCAAGAAGGAGAUCAGCCUGCCCAUCCUGUGCAAUGCCUCCAAUGGCAGCGCUCUGGGCGUCCCUGAGAGGAGUGUCUCCAAGCUGGCCCAGGGCUCGCCAGCCGUGGCCAGGAUUGCCCCUCAGAGGGCCCAGAUCAGCUCCCCGAACCUAAGGACAAGGCCUCCACCUCGCAGAGAAUCCAGCCUGGGGUUCCAGCUGCCGAAGCCACCAGAGCCCCCUUCUGUUGAGGUGGAGUAUUACACCAUUGCUGAAUUCCAGUCCUGCAUCUCUGACGGCAUCAGCUUUCGGGGUGGACAGAAGGCAGAGGUCAUCGAUAAGAACUCGGGUGGCUGGUGGUACGUCCAGAUCGGUGAGAAGGAGGGCUGGGCCCCCGCGUCGUACAUCGAUAAGCGCAAGAAGCCCAACCUCAGCCGCCGCACGAGCACACUGACCCGGCCCAAGGUACCGCCCCCCGCCCCCCCCAGCAAGCCCAAGGAGGCCGAGGAGGGUCCAGUGGGCUCUGGGGAGAGCCAGGACUCCCCGCUGAAGCUCAAGUAUGAGGAGCCUGAAUAUGACAUCCCUGCCUUCGGCUUCGACUCAGAGCCAGAGCUGAGCGAGGAACCCACGGAGGACAGCGGCUCGGGGGAGCGGCGGCCCGCCCAGCCCCGUAGGCCCUCACCGGCCUCCUCACUGCAGCGGGCCCGCUUCAGGGUGGGCGGCUCUUCAGAGGACGUGGCCCUGGAGGAGGAGACCAUCUAUGAGAACGAGGGCUUCCGGCCGUGUGUCGAGGAUGCCCUGUCAGCCAGACGCUCCUCCCGGGACAGUGACUCCCCGGGGGGCUCCCCUCUGUCCCUUGCUAGAAAAAACUCCCCCAAAUCAGAUUCUCCCAAAUCGUCAUCGCUCCUAAAGCUCAAGGCAGAGAAGAACGCCCAGGCAGAACUGGGGAAAAACCACUCCUCUGCCUCCUUUUCUUCAUCCAUCACCAUCAACACCACCUGCUCUUCCUCCUCUUCCUCCUCCUCCCUGUCCAAGAACAGUGGUGACCUGAAGCCCCGUUCUGCCUCGGACGCAGGCAUCCGUGGCACGCCCACGGUUGGGGCGAAGAGGGACGCCGACCUAAAGGCUGGGCUGACCUCGUGCACCCGGGCUAAGCCGUCGGUCCGGCCCAAGCCGUUCCUGAGCCGAGCAGAGUCCCAGAGUCAAGAGAAGAUGGACAUCAGCACUUUACGGCGCCAGCUGAGACCCACAGGCCAGCUCCGGGGAGGUCUCAAGGGCUCAAAGAGCGAGGAUUCAGAGCUUCCCCCUCAGACGGCCUUUGAAAGUCCCAGUGAGGGGUGCAGGAGAGGCUCCGCUGACCUCAUUACCCCCCCAGCCGCCACACCCCCGUGUCCCACCAAGAAGGGACGAGAAGGGCAGGCCGCCUCCUACACGACAUGUAGUGCCUACCAGAAGGUCCAGGACUCAGAGAUCAGCUUCCCCGCAGGCGUGGAGGUACAGGUGCUCGAGAAGCUGGAAAGCGGCUGGUGGUACGUGAGGUUUGGGGAGCUAGAGGGCUGGGCCCCUUCCCACUAUCUGGUGCUCGGCGAGAACGAGCAAUCCGACUCCUCUGGCAAAGAGCCAGACACAGUGAGCGCCCAAAGCAAGCAGAACGAGGGCAAGUCAGACAGCCUGGAGAAGAUCGAGAAGCGGGUCCAAGCACUGAACACCGUCAACCAGAACAAGAGGGCCACGCCGCCCAUCCCCUCCAAGCCUCCCGGGGGCUUCGGCAAGACCUCGGCCGCCGGGGCAGUGAAGAUGAGGAACGGGGUGCGGCAGGUGGCAGUGAGGCCUCAGUCGGUGUUUGUGUCCCCGCCACCCAAGGACAACAACCUGUCCUGCGCCCUGCGUAGGAACGAGUCGCUUACUGCCACCGACGGCCUCCGGGGUGUCCGCCGGAACUCCUCCUUCAGCACCGCCCGCUCGGCUGCCGCAGACGCCAAGGGCCGCCUGGCCGAACGGGCCGCCGGCCAGGGCUCAGACGCGCCUCUGCUGCCCGCCCAGCGCAACGGCAUUCCCGUGUCCCCCGUGCGCCCCAAGCCCAUUGAGAAGUCCCAGUUCAUCCACAACAACCUCAAAGACGUCUAUGUCUCCAUCGCGGACUAUGAGGGGGAUGAGGAGACAGCAGGCUUCCAGGAGGGUGUGUCCAUGGAGGUCCUGGAGAGGAACCCCAACGGCUGGUGGUACUGCCAGAUCCUGGAUGGCGCAAAGCCCUUCAAAGGCUGGGUGCCCUCCAACUACCUGGAGAAAAAGAACUAACAUGGGGCGUGGGUCCUUCCAGCCUGGUGCGGGUGAGCAGUGAGAUGAAGACAAAGGGGAAAGGGAAAAUGGGAGGGGUGGGGGGGGACAACGUUAAACCCUGCAGAAUGCGUGACCUCAGAGAUGCUCCCCUCCAGGCUGUCCCCCAGCUGGCAGGUAAGGUCCGGCGGGGGCCCACGUUGAGCAGGGAAGGGAACGGGCAGGGGAGCAGCGGGCCUGGGACCAGAGGCAAGAAAGCUGAGCCCUACGUGGGCACCUUGGUGAUUUGGCUGACGGACCUGGCACCAUUUGGGACAGGCCACGAGGGAAAUUCCAAUUGUGCCUUGGCUGCAAAUCCGGAAAAGAUGUGGUCGCAGGGACCUCCUGUGCCCUGCCCCUGCCCAGCUUGGUUUCUGCCGCUGGCACCUUGCCAUCGGAGGCGGUCCUUGUGUUUGCCAAUUGUGCUGGUCUCCCGGGGAUUGCCACCACCUGCCACGGGCGCGUGUGCUAGAAGACCCCACUGGCUCUGGGGCUUGGAAGCAUCUCUUGGGAGCCCAGCCUGUCCCUGGGCCAGGCCACCGUCAAUGUCUGUUCGUUGAAGAAAAAGCAGUUCCCCGAGUGCCAGCAAGGACCACCUUUCUUACCUGUCGCUGUUCCCUGGCCUCGAGAAGAGUCCGCCCUGCCCUGGGCGCCCCACAGAGGACCGCCAACCCCAGAGUUUACAGAGAGGGUGGGUGCAGCCAUCAGUCUCUUCACCAUCUGCACAGACUUUAUUUUGGGUAUUGCUGGGUGGGCAGCUCUUUUGCAUGUUUUGGGAGAGGUUUAUUGAUUUGGGGCUUCAAUGUCAGGCCUUGGGUUUUGGUCUUAUUUUAGGGGUUGUUUGGGGGCCCAAGGGCAGUCGGCCUCACAGGGGACAGAAUGAGUAGCGGAUGGGGCUUUUCUGUCGUAACUUUUGCGGGGAGGUUGGCGGUUUUGGGCUUUCACUUCCUUUCCCUUCACAAGCCAAAGUCCUUUCGUUUGGUUUCCCCUGUUGCGGACGGCACCCUAGUGCGGCGCCUGCCGGAGGGCCCGGGGGCUGAAGCCCCAGUCCCAGACACGGCAAAGCAGAGACGUCUCAGUGGGGCAGGACCCUCCCCAGGAGGGAGGAGCAGGUUGUCCAGGAGAAAAGGCAGCUCUCAGGCUGCCGGGUGGCCACCAUUCUGCACAUGUUCUCCCGUCUGGGCAGGACCAGAACCCUUACGUGUGAACUGUGGAGAAGCACCCAUCGCCCCCGCUGAGGGCUGAGGGGACCCCGGAUGGGCAGCCACCACCGGCCGUUCCCCCGCCUACGUGCGAUGCCACAGGUACCAGAGGACCCCUGGCCGGGAGCCGACCUGGUCUUCCCAAGGGGCGGCGCCCCCCACGAAGAGAGGAGAGAAUAAAGUCCCUGUCAACCUUGGGUUGUGUCUUUCAGUCGUUGACGUUUCCGAGGGGACCCUCCGGAAGCCUUGGCUUCCCCAGGGACUCCCCCCCUUUGCUGGGAGUGGAAUCCCACACGUGCCUUUGAUUGCGGACGGACUGGGCUCCACAGCCACCAGCUCAGCUGCCAGAGGCCUGGACUAAGGGUUGGUGGUUUCUACAGAGGAGGAAAGGCCUCCCUCUACCCCUGCUCCCCACCCAGGCAGUGUAUGUUGCCCGAAGAUCAGCAUGGGACGCUGUGUCUCGUGCCUUCAGCACCCCACCCGCCCCCUAGACCCUUGAGGCCUCGCCUGGGGAUCUCCCCAGCCUCCUCGCUGGCCGUGCACUCAUGCCUGGCAGCUACAGCAAACUGCUCGUGUUCUUUGUGGAAGGGCCGCGGUGAGAUUUUGUUUCCUUUUGUUUUGUUUGUGAGUUUAAAAUUGAAAUUCGUUCUUUUCUUCUGCUGGACAGUAUUAAAUAGAGUAGGAUAUUGAGUUAAUCUGCUAGGUUGCAGUACUAAUGGUAGUGGUUUAGUGUCUUCAUAUUAAUAUUAUUUGGACUUAUUUGAACAAUAAUGAUAAAGAAGUGGUUCAUUAUUUUUUAAUUAAUGCACUUUAAUAAGGUGGAAUGGGAAGAAACCCAGAGAGCAAAGUGCAUUACUUAAAGAUGCAGUAUAUACUUUUCUCAUUUUUAAGCAGCACAUAUUUAUUAAAAGAAAAAAAAAGUAAUUUAUGAUUAUUUAAAAUAAAAUUUAAAAGUAGAGUGACUAUUGGGUGAAAGGACCUUCCAUGUAGCUGUCUUCCAAGGGGGGGGCCCCAGCGGCCUCGCUCCUCCAAUGUCUGCACUGAGCCAGUUCAGUCAGUAACGUGCCAGCCAGGCCAGGAAGGAGUGCAGGACGCAUCUGCCGAACACAGAGCAUCUCAGUUGGACUGGACCACAGUGUUCCCCAGAGCCUGCCUUUCCCUGCCCUUCCUCACGGUCUGCACUGCCCCUUGGGGCUCUCCAGCACCUGUGGGGCCCACAUUCUCCACCCUCCCCCAGGACCCUCUCUCCUCGAUCCCCAGUGCUCUAAGUGAUAGUCAUUAAAAGUGGCCUUGGAAGUCACUCCAUCCCAUCCCCUUCUGUUACUGCAGCCCAAGGGCAGGAAAUUACUUUUCCUGAAAUCAUGUAGCUAGUUAACGGCAGACCACCCCACUGCAUUAAUCCUUGCGCUCCCUCCCACCCCCAUUGGAGUUUAUUGUGUGGUCAUCAUGUUUACAUUGUGACAUCCAGCCCCCUAAGGAUGGCUGGGAGUUGCUCAGGCAUCUAGGAAACGUGGGGAAUGCUGCCACCUGGUGACAGCAUGUAGAUUUGGGCAGUGAACAGGGAUUGCCAUGCCCCAUCUUCGCACCUCACCCCUCACCAUCACCCCCUGACUCAACACAGCACAAACCCUGCAAACCCAAAGAGAAUAUUAAUACUUGAAGCACGAAGGGUGCAUGCCAGUCCCUCUCAGACAUGGCCGGGGGAUGCCAGGGCUCGUGCCCCUGGACUCCUGAGCCCCACCUAGGGCAAGGGGGCUUUUCCCUAGAGCUACUGAGCUGCUUUGUGAUGUUGGAGGGUACCGCAGCAGGUGGAGGAGGGAGGGGCCUGUGGCUCUGACCCAUCUGGAGGAAAACCAGAUCGGACUAAAAAAGGAAAAAGGAAAAUGAAAUCUCAGCAGUGUCCAAACCCAGUUUUCCAUUAAUUGCGAUUGAAAAUGUGAAAUGGCGUUGUAUUGCUGUAUACUGCACCUUUAAUCCUAAUGAGCCCUUCUGAGGUCAUUAUUGAGGUUUGUAUAAUGCCCGAAGAUGCAUCAUUUGGUGCUUUUUCUUUCCGUUUAAAGACCUUUUUUCUUUCAUUACAAGGGGAAAAAAUGUCUUCAUCUCUCUCCCACUUUGAAACAGCGGGCCUGGCCGGGCUCCCUAGCCCUGCCACGCUGUUGCCACUAGGCCAGGGGCCCCCUGGGGGCAGCAGGAGGGGGCCGGAAGGGGCGACUCUGAACGGCGAGUGAGCCAUCUGCCCCUGGCUGAACCCAGGUUCUGCCUUGCCAGCCGUGGCCCUCCACCCCUCGCCUGGCCCCAGAGGCUUCUCUUUCUUACUCUCGAGUCUCCAUCUUGACGAAGGCAUUAUAUAGAAUCGUUUUAAUCACUUUCAGAUGUUAGAGCAGCAUAUUUUACUGGCAUUUAUAUCCAUCGCUUUCCUCAGCAAGGCAUGUUACUACUUUUAUCGUCUAAGGAAGAAAGACAAGGGAAUUUCGGUUGAACAUUAUUUUCAUAUUACUAGUAUUUGCAGAGUAGGUGUAGAACUAUUUAAGUCUAGCCCUCGGUUUGGUAGUUUGUUUUAAGGGAAAAAAAAUGAAAGUAGCCCCUACUUUUCCUGUGUUUGUUUUGUUUUGUUGUUUUGGGUUUGUUUUUUUUUUUUGUAUUUAACUAAUAUAUUAUUUCUUUAAGGUUACUCACUUCCCCUACCCCUCCAAAUACUUUGCAUUCUCAAUCGAAAAUGAAAACAAUCUGAGAGACAGGAAAAGUGCAAUAUUAUCAAGAGGGACGCCAGGGCUUGUUGGGACAGUGGCGGGAGACCCGGUGGCCCGUUCGUCCAUAGGAGGCGGCAGGGCUGCUGGAAGGAGUUAAGCUGUGGAGCAGACAGGUGACCUUCUGGAUAUUGAUCUUUUAUACCCGCCCCCCCCCCCUUCCUGGCAGGAUGGCAGGGGUCCCUACCGGAGGGCAGCCCCUUUUUCUGUUGGGUGUUAUCCACCCAGAAGGGAUUCAGGGACAGGCCGCUCAGGGCCCCAGCCCUCGGAGCAGAGCAAGGACAUCCGGGAACGGUCCCUUGUUUUCAUUUCCAUUGUUUUUCAGCCAGCUGCCCAGAAAGACCUGUCCUAAAAAUCACUCCCAGCAGCCCUCUCUCACCCCAGUCUCCUGAUGUUUGGGCCGUGAUCUUUCUGAUGUAUGUUUGAGUCUUUCUAAAACUAUGUAACCUCAGUUCAGUUUAUGGGCAGGAACCCUAGAUGUAACCAAAUCCUUUUUUGGGGACGUGGGUGCCUUGAGCCCUAUGUACCCCAGUGAGACACCAAUUCCCACAAGCCUACAGCUAGGCCUGGUGCUGAGCUUGGGCCACCCAUUCAUCUCAAUGACUUCAGCCCGAGGAGUGAGCCCGGCCUCUUGCUCAACACCCCGACAGUUCCCAGAGGGCCUCAGAGAAGUGUCUGAGGGGCCUACUCAGGUCUUUGUAGACAGCUCCCCACAACAGGUACCAAGCGGGCCUCCUCCUUACUUGGCACUGGUAGAGAAAGCAGCAGGAUGGGAAGUCUCUGGGUCCAAGCCCUUGGAGCUCUGCCCUUCAGGGCUCCAGGGACAUCCUCACUGGCUUGUCCCCUCCGUCUCCAGUACUGUAUGCUUGCUGCUCCAACCCCUCUGUUGGGUGAAUUCCUGUACAAACAUGGAUCUGUGUGCCCAGAGUGGGACCGUGCCCCUGUGUGUGGGUGUCUCUCCUUGGAGUAUACACAUUUGUAUGUCCAAUCUUUGAGAAUCUCGAUGCAGAGCUCUCUGGAAAGAGAACCACCCACAUUACUUAAUCUUAAAGAAUUAAGAUUCCCUCACUUUUUUGAGGGCUGUGUGUUGAGAGUGAGUGUGUGUGCAUGUGCGUAUGUGUGUGUGUCCAUGAGCACACACGUGUGAGUGUUGGUAAUUUCCCACUUGAACUAAAUAACAAGGGGUUAGAGAACAAAUACCGGGCAAGCUGUCUCCAUUUUACAAGUCCUUGGCAUUGGGCAGGACCCACGGGACUCACAGCUUCUGGCAGCAAGUGUGUGUUACUCACACACGUAAUUCUGGCUGGAGAGUGCAAUGUGUCUUUUUUUUUUUUUUUUUUUUGGUAAUUAUUUUAUUAUUUUGUUGGAAACUUCACACUGGCAUUAACAGAUCUAGCAGAAGCAGCCUAGGCCAUCAUCCCGGGCUCCAAAAUGAAGAUGUGGACGCGAGAAGUCACUGGGUGUGGAAGCACUGAGAUGGUUGAACUGGGUCACCCGCCACCUGCGGAUGGGUGGUCUAGCAGGCCGACCCCACCCACUGCCAUGCAUAUCAUCACCGUGGGAGGGAGUUCUCCAUGGUAAGAGCUUCUGGCCCUCAGUUCUCGUGUUUCUGAGGGUGGUCAGGCUGCUGGGGCCAGAGCAUGCUCGUGGUAGUCAGCAGACCUGCAUAUGCACUUGCACCAGACUGCAGGCCCCAACUGAACACAUCACAGGAACAGUGUGACGGCUCCUCCUCGACCUUACUGAGCUUUUUGCCUAAAUCAUGAACCACCCUCAGUGGUUCUCAGUUCUAUGGCCAGAGACAGUGGCAGGAUGAGGUUACUGACCUACAGCCUUGGUUUCAGGAAAUCAGCCCCAGUAAUUUUAGCUUCCCUCCUGUUUUGUUCUGUGCACCUAGGUCUGCAGCCAGAAGUUGGGUUCAUUGGUGCUUACAGACUGGGUGGAGGGCUCUACCUUCUAAGACCGUGAUCCCAACCUGCCUAUAAGGUUGGGGUUACCAUGCAAUCUCCCUUCCCCAAUCCUGUCUUUUUAAUCUUGGGUUUGCACUUGACCUUGACAAUCAGUCCCCUCUCCCAUCCCAGUCCUAGAACUCAGUGGCCUUAGAGAAUGGUUUCUGAGCCGAAGGUCCCUCCUUUGUUCCCAGUUCCACCCUGGCUAAUGGGCUGGGACCUCAGGGGGCGAGGGGCAGGGAGAGAGCAUGCGAGAAAAUGGUUUUAAAGCAGAAGGAUGGCUCGAGCAUGUUGGAGGCAAGCGAGAGGCAUGUUGGUGAGAUGAAUGUGUGCAUGUUUGGAAUGGCUGGGGCUUACCAUCCCUUCCCGGGAAGGCGGCUUCCAGAAGAGGAUGUCUUCUAGGCAGAAAGGGAAAAGUGUGAGAAUGCUGACAGAGUUUGGAGUCUGGAGUUUAGUCUUCAUUCAAAAGAAGGAAGAAGUCAAUUCUGAGUGUUUCAGGAGGAAGAGAGCAGGUACAGAGGGAAUUUACUGAUUCAAUACCCAAGGGUCCAGUCAGAGUAGGUUGGAAAAGCCCUAAGAUUUGGCCACAGAAGCAGCUAGCCCGAGGAAACCGCUACCUGCUGGGACACAAACUGGGUCCCCAGCACAUUCUUAAUGAACAGUCACUGAUUUACGUAGUGGAGACAGGAAGUCGCUAGCAAAAAGCCAGUCUUUGAGUUUGGAGGCUCUGGCUCGAGAACAUUCAUCCAUUUCCCAGGUUCCCAGCUGGUUUUGCCCACAUCCCUUUGUCCAAUCCAGAGGUGGCCUCUCAAACUGCUCAAAUUGGUUAGAGACCAGUGACUGUAAUGGGUUGUACAGUAAGGACCCACCACCCCACGAAACUGGAACCUCAGGGUCCAGACACUAUCAAGCAUGUCUGGAAGGAAGGCAGCCUCAUUUCUUUGGUUAACACCAGUUAUUCUGGAGUGUCUCUGAUGUUACCUGUGGCUACUCGGUCUGCUGAGCCUGCCUUGCAGGUGUGACUUAGAAGACAGGGUGCAGUGCGCACUCAAACGUGGAUAUGCCCUUUCAUUCUCAGUGGCCUGUGACCAAGGCACAUUUCCAUAAGCGCUUACUUCAGAGAGAGAAGAGUAAACAGCCACCAUUCUUGGAUCUGCAACUUGUUCUCUGCAACAAGUUUUCUUUAAAUGCAGGACACAAGAUGAGAACAGGGUUUCACGAACAGUAGUACGGAGAGGUCUGCGGGAAGGUGACUUCUGAGUGAAGAUGUGAGUGGCAGGUCCUUGGAGGGUGGUUUGUGGACUGCAUGGUUGCAUGUGAACUGCUGGGUGUCUCUGGGGCUCCAGAACUUUGGGGGAUUCUUCAUGGUCUCCACUUAGCCCCUCCCAGCUCCUAGUGGGCUCUGUGGGGUCAGGAGAAGGUUGUGCCCUCUUCUGCCCUCAGCAGAGAAACUGAAGAAAAGGACAUUGAAUUCAGUGCAGUCAAUUUGAGUGCUAAAAAAUUUCCAGGAUCAAUGGUGGUGCUAAACUAUCUCCAUGUUUCUAAUAUUUUUAAUAGUGGGAUUUUUUUUUUAAUUGUUCUCAUCACAAAAAUGCAGUGUCCUUGGGGAAGGGAUCCAGCCCCUUGGCCUGCCACUUUCCGGGUGUCCUUUAUCAUUGUUGACGGGACUCUUUGGUCUGCAGAAAAUACUCUGUCUUGGCAUGCUUCUAGACUGUAAGAUUUGGGUUGUUUUGUUUUGUAUUUUGUUUAUGUUUACAUGCAUCUUGUAUUUCCCUGAAAACUAAAUAAAGUUUUUGGCCUUUUUAACUGAA